AUGCCUGAGGAAUGCGACAUGUCAACGAUCUCCAUUUGUACGCUGAGCAGCGGACCCCAGGUCUCUGAGCGUGAUCAUCCAGCCAAAUCCUUAGCCAUCAUAUUCAUUUUUCUCCAAUUUGGUAACCAGGAUGUCAGGCAGGACAGUAUGAAACACUCUGCACAAGUCCAGCAGCAAUUCCCCAACGCGGGGUACCUAUCUGAGCUCCCGGCUAGACAAGCUUUUGGACUGGCAUUGCUCCCUACACACCCCAGCACGAACAGGCCCACACGAGCCACCUACGGCGCUCACCAGCAGGCACCAAGCAAGACCACAGAGCUUGCAACACCAAGGACACCCGGAGUCCCGCACCGCACAGCUGCCCCCUUCACGGCGCCCGUCCCUCAGAACCGCCCCCACCAACGACCACCCACGGCCCGCGCCCCAGCCCCGGGAACGGAGCUGGCCAAUCAGCAGGCGGCACCGCUGACAGGCAGGAACCGGCAAAGGGUGACGCGUCGCAGCCGAGGGGCGGGACGGCUUUGCACUCCCAAUCUCCUCAGGCCGAGCUCUCUAAUUGGCUAUUUUUCCGCCAAGAUGUCCAAUCAGAUUGUGCCUUGCAGAAGCCGGCUGAACCUAUCAGAGAGGCGUUUCUUCUUCCGCCUCGGUAGUUUGAAACCCUUGCGCCCGGCGGACGCUCCGACCGUUGCCCGCAGGAUGUCAUCAGAUGAGGAGAAAAGCACAAGUCCAGUUUUGCUGAAAGACUCAGUUCGGGGCAGUUCUGUUUCUUCAGAUGUUCAGGAUGAGUAUGAAGAACUGCUUCGUUAUGUUAUAGUGACUCCAGAGUUUGAAGUGUGCAUCCCAAAGCAUUCAGAACCUUCCUCAGAACUGAGAGGAAGGGGCAGAUUUUCAAGUGUAACAGAUGACACCAUUUACCAUAAAACUCCAGAUUUACUGUCAGUGAAGGAGCGUACUGAGGUCAAUAUGGAACAACUUUGCCCUGUUUCAGAAGAGACUUCUUCACAAGAAUCGACACACAUUCCAAGAGAAAUUGAUGAAACCACAGUAACUGAAUUAACUGUACCUGAUGAAAAAGUUACUCAAAUAGAAAAUAUACUUGAUCUCUGGAGUGGAAGUCUUAAGACAAAUGUUCUGAGUGAAUUGAGAAAAUGGAAAUUAAGUUUUAUCGAACAUCACAAGCAUCAAAUGAGACAAGAAAAAGAGAAACAUGCUGAACAUGUGAAACAAUUGAAUAAUGAGAUGGAAAACCUUAAAGAGUUGCUACGUACUUAUGAGAUCUCUAUUGGCAGAAAAGAUGAGGUGAUUGCUAACAUGACAGAAGCAUUAGAGAGGAAGAAAGAGAAAAUAGAGUUAAUGAGAAUGUUUACACUGUGGCGGAUUCAGCAAAUUAAAGCUAAACAAGAGGAAUAUGCAAACAAAAUAGCAGAUAAACAGUUCCAGACAGCUUUGAAGAAGAAGGUAUGGACAGCAUGGCGCUCUCUCAGUGAAGGAAGAUGGAAAGAAAAAGUAGCUAAAGCCUGUCAGUUAAGGGCAGAAGAUAUCUGUGUUCAGCUUACCAAUGAUUAUGAAGCCAAAAUUGCAGAGCUAACUGCUACUUUGGAACAAACAAGAGCUGAGAUUCUGCGUCUGCAUAAUGAAAGAGAGCAGUAUGAAGACACUAUGAAGAAAGCAUUUAUGCGUGGUGUUUGUGCUUUGAAUCUGGAAGCAAUGACCAUGUUUCAAGGCAAGGACAAUAGGACAGAUCCUGAUUCAGGAAGUAGGAGAGAAGAUAAUGGUGCCAUUAUAGCAGGAAGGCUACCUCAUUCACAGUACAGUCCCCCUUCACCACCCCCUGCACCAGCAACUGCUCUUCACACGGAAGACUUGUUUUCUACUCACCUGGGUCAUGCAAGCACUUCUCAGACAAGGCUAGAUUCUGAUUCUCCAGUAAUCGUCCCUGGCACAGCUGCAGGAUCUGGGCUGGCAUCAACUCAGAAAUUGCCCAUGGCAAAAGUAAUAACAUCUGCUCAACAGAAGGCAGGGAGAACAAUCACUGCUCGAAUCACAGGCAGAUGUGAUAUGGGACAAAAACACAGAAUUUGUGGUAGUUUAGCAGUGAUGGGAGUUGCUCCACCCAUGAGUUCGGUCAUUGUUGAAAAACAUCAUCCGGUCACUCAGCAAACCAUAUCCCAAGCCACUGCUGCUAAAUAUCCUCGAACUGUGUUCCUUACUUCUGGUUCUACAACUGUGAGACCUGCAGGACAAGUUGGGCGAAUGCUUCAGAGCCAAACUCAUACCAGCGUUCAGUCAAUAAAAGUUGUUGACUGAGUAAAUAUCUUUCACUGGUGGAGGUUUUUAUCAAGAUAAGUAAUUUAAACCUCUUCCCAGUCUUUUCAAAGCUUGAUGUAGCAAGACCUACAGUGUGCAUCAUGUUUUCAGCCCUUUUAACAGAAAAAAAGUGUUUGCAGAAAGCUUCUGGAGGGGAAAAUGACCUUGGAAUGUUAUUCUACCUCCUAUUUGAAAACUUGGUUAUUAAGAUAAACACUUUAUUUAAAUAAAGAAUCUUUUGCACAUUUUCAAAUAAAGAAUAAAAUACA
Messenger RNA from Lagopus leucura (white-tailed ptarmigan), 2576 nucleotides. It is a transcript of the gene POC5, whose product is annotated as POC5 centriolar protein. Lineage: Eukaryota; Metazoa; Chordata; Aves; Galliformes; Phasianidae. Gene Ontology annotation, cellular component: centrosome. The record is from RefSeq and is a predicted model, not a curated record.